AUGAUGCGUAAAAAUAAAUAUACUGGUCCUUGUGCAGUUGAAAAUUGUAAAGAAAAUGAAAAAAGUCCCGAGUAUGUUACUUUUAGAAGUAUAACUGAUAAAGCAUUCGAUAAGUUAAUGAAGCAUCCAGAUUAUUUAAGUAUAAAUUACUUAAAAAAAAAUCAACAACUUUGUUUUACACAUUAUAUGAAAUAUGUAGAACAUAAAUAUAAAGAAGUGAAUAAAAAUGAAUUAUCUGGUGAAUAUUCUUUGGAUGACAUUAAAAUUAAUAUUACAGAAAAUGGAAUUCUUUUAUCUGAAGAAGAUUUUAGCUUACUGGUUCAAAAAAUUGAAAAUUUGGAAGCAAAGGUUGAAAAAAAUAAAGAAAUUGAAAAUAUAUUUAACAUAAAUAAUAUUUUUUUAACAAUUCAGAACAACUUGGAAAAAAAUAAUGUUUCAGUUAAUCCAGGUAUGAGUAAGUCCGAAAUCGAAAACCUAAUAAAAUCUAUGAUUUCUUCUUCAGAACCCCAGGAAACACAGGUAUCAAAAAAGACGUCGCCAACUAUACCACCAAAAAAUAUGGAAGAAAUAAAAGCCGCUUUGUUAUUAAAAGAAUUAUACAACAUGGGAUUUCGGGAUGAACCUAUAGUAGAUUUUAUCGAAAGUUAUAAUAAACGUGGAGAAUAUUUUAAAAGAAAACAGGCUCAAAAUGAUGAUUCUGAUGAUGAAUUGGCCAAUCGUAUGAGUAAGUUAUCUAUAAACAAGGCUAUGUCCAAAGGAUAUGCACAGGGGGUGAAAACAGGUAUUCGCGCUUCCAAUAAAUCAUCUCAUAGAUGUUCCAAUUGUAAUAGAACCGGGCAUAAUUCCCGUAAUUGUCCUCGUAAGAAGAAAAAAUCUAAGAGAAAAGCUAAGGUUAAUAUCGCUCAUAAAAUUUCUAGUUCUGAUUCGGAUACUAACUCUUCUGAUAGUGAAUCUGAAUCUAGUUCUAGUGAUUCUUCAUCUGAAGUUGAAAUAAAUCGGAAGAAAAAUUCUAAUAAAUCGUCUUCCGGAAAGAAGUCAAAAACUCGUAAAACAAAACGGAGCGAAAAAUCAACUUCUUCUGAUAAAGGACAAAAUAGCGGAACUAUCACGGUUAAAUCAAAUCGUAUUGAUAAAUCCCUUCAAAAAAUUAUACUAGACAUGUUUGACGGUAUCCUACCUGUGGAUUUGAUGGACAAACUUAAAAUGAAAAUUGAAAAUUCAUCUAAUAUAGUUACGCCUAUUCAGGAGGAGAAAAAUUUCAACGUUCUCAAGUCUAAAGCAGAAAUUAAUGAAUUUUCUGAAAAGAUGCAAGCUAGCUAUGAAAAACUACUUAAUCGCGCCUCUUCUGGAUUCUAA
Entrophospora sp. SA101 is the source of this 1356-nucleotide messenger RNA. The record is from the annotation of a GenBank genome assembly. Lineage: Eukaryota; Fungi; Glomeromycota; Glomeromycetes; Entrophosporales; Entrophosporaceae.